Suillus subaureus is the source of this 632-nucleotide messenger RNA. RefSeq lists its product as uncharacterized. The transcript is spliced from 4 exons. Bases 160 to 549 code for a protein of 129 amino acids. Lineage: Eukaryota; Fungi; Basidiomycota; Agaricomycetes; Boletales; Suillaceae. The record is from RefSeq and is a predicted model, not a curated record.
AAUGUGCGUCACUGCGCACUGCGCCUGCAAACGCUAGUACUCUUGCCAUUCGCCAUGGCAGAACCUGGCAGUUGGCAAUAUGACAUACCGCGCGAGUAGACGUAGAGGAGUCAGCUUCUUCACUUGACUAGGACCGGAAAGGAGGCCGGAGGCAACAAAAUGAACGAAAACGAGGACGAAGAGAAAGCACCUACAGCCACGACCAAACUGUUGCAAUGGGACGAACACAUUCCAACAUACAACGGAAAGCAACCGUCCUGUCUCGAAAAUUACUGGAAACUGCCAAAGGUCGACGACGAAAUCGAAAACGGAACGCCAGUCCUCGUAUUCUUCACAACGAGCACCUAUGAGUAUAAAGACAAGGCGCACAACAAGCAGCUGCGCAAAAGCGCGUCGAUGGAUGCUAGGGCCAUUGUACUCUUGGAAAAUUCGCCUGACAGCUACCAGCAUGGCGUGGAAUUGCCCGUCACCAAGUACACCAACAAGGAUCUCGGAAUCAUGGCAAUGAAAGAGGAAAAGGUGGCAGGAACGAGCAGUAAAAUGAUCUGAGAUGGUGGGUGAAGAGAUGAAGUUCCGCAUAACGUUGAGCGAUCGUAUCACGCAAGAUGUCUCUCCUCUUUACUUAGAAGGAA